AGCUUCAACCGUUGAACGUUUCCUCCAUGAUUCAACCAAAAUCCCAAUGCAGAAGAACCUUCAUAAGACCUUUCACAAAGUUCAAAUUCUUCAACUUAGUUGACAACUCUCCUUCGAGAAGGGAGAACGAAGAUUUGCAGUUGAGAAUUGAGAUUCUCCUUGUUCGUCUUCUCCUGCUUUUUUUCUCUUCCCGAGAUCUCGAAGAAAGCGAAAUCACGCAACAGAGAUUCGCCACAAGACGAUAUCAUGACGUUUCGGCACAGUAAUAAGUUGAAGCGAUGGGGAUUGGAUCUCGAUCGGAGGUUACUGUUCCUGAUUCUCUUCCCAAUCUCUCUAUUUCUCAUCGCUUCGCUCUCUCCGUUCCCCUACGCCGCCGUGCUCGCCCCCCUGCGAUCGAUCCUCGGCGGCUUCGCCUCGCCGCUAGAUGCUAAUGCGUCGCCGGAGUUGAACCGCUCCAGGAUCGCCGUUUGCUUGGUAGGUGGAGCUCGGAGGUUCGAGCUCACCGGCCCCUCCAUUAUCCAGAAGAUUCUCAGAGUGUAUCCGAAUGCCGACCUCUUCCUUCACAGUCCUUUGGAUUCGAAUGCGUACAAGCUCUCCCUGCUCCGCGCCGCUCCUAGAAUCGCCGCCGUCAAAAUCUUCAAGCCUACGCCGAUCGACGAGACCGAGGCAGAAACCCGAGUUCUCACCGCGGCGAACUCGCCCAAUGGCAUUCAGGGCUUAUUACAGUAUUUCAAUUUGGUAGAAGGUUGUUUGACGAUGAUUGAACACCACCAACUUAAGAAUAACUUUACUUACGAUUGGAUUAUCCGGACCCGAGUGGAUGGAUAUUGGUCCGGCCGUCUCAAGCCGGAGCACUUUAUUCCGAGCCGGUAUGUUGUACCCUCCGGUUCAUCAUACGGCGGAUUAAACGAUCGUUUCGGCGCCGGCGACUUCAACACCUCAGUGGUGGCUCUCUCCCGGCUAUCCCUGAUCCCCCAGCUCGACGCCGGAGGAUACGCGCUCCUGAACUCAGAAACCUCGUUCAAGGCCCAAUUAACGACCCAAAAGGUUCCCUAUUCGACUCACCGCCUCCCCUUCUGCGUGGUAACCGAUCGCAAAUACGAUUUCCCUCCGUCGCAUUUCGGCGUUCCGGUGGCCGCCAUUUCCAGCCGCGGCCCCUUAAGCGGCGCGAAAUGCCGGCCGUGCACGCCGUCCUGCACGGGGUCGUGCGUCGCCUCGGUGAUGAGCGGGCUGGACCGGGGAUGGAGCUGGACGGAUUGGAGCAACGACUCGUUGGAGCUCUGCGACGCUCACGCGGACUGGGAGAACGGUUGGGAGAAACUCUUCGAUCGGACCGCCGGCAAGAAAUUGGCCACUGCUCGGCGGCGAGUAAAGGGUUUGAGUUUUGGGCAAUGCGUUAACGACUUUGAGGUUAUGAAGGAGAAAACGGCGUCGUGGGUUGCUCCUCCCGGGACCGAGAUUUGUCAACUCGGCUUACAAGCCGUUUAACAAACACUGUUAUUAUAUUAACUCUUUUAUUCUUUUUACAGAAAAUAUAAUGAAGUUUUGUAAAGUUGGAAAAUUACUUCGUUCCCUGAUCAUAUUCAUCGUGUAUACAAAGGAAGGCAAGUGGAUAAUAAGUAGAGUAGCUAUUAGCUAGUUAUGAGUCCAGAUAAGUGGAGUCUGCAGGAGGGUUUUAUGGCUGCAAUUCUAUAAAUUCUGGAUGCUUGCUGUAGCUAUUUUUUGGUUUGGAGAUGGUUUUUAGCUGGUUUCAAUGGAUUGAAGGCUAUAAAUUUGGAUGAUAA
Molecule: messenger RNA, 1784 nt
Organism: Ipomoea triloba (trilobed morning glory)
Lineage: Eukaryota; Viridiplantae; Streptophyta; Magnoliopsida; Solanales; Convolvulaceae
Exons: 2
Coding region: 247-1488 (413 amino acids)
Source: RefSeq, a predicted model, not a curated record